Messenger RNA from Phytophthora nicotianae INRA-310, 453 nucleotides. RefSeq lists its product as hypothetical. The record is from RefSeq and is a predicted model, not a curated record. Bases 1 to 453 code for a protein of 150 amino acids. Gene Ontology annotation, biological process: mRNA splicing, via spliceosome. Gene Ontology annotation, cellular component: spliceosomal complex; U5 snRNP; U4/U6 x U5 tri-snRNP complex. NCBI's taxonomy places the organism in Eukaryota, Oomycota, Peronosporomycetes, Peronosporales, Peronosporaceae. The transcript has 4 exons.
AUGGCUUCGUUUCUACUUGAGCAGCUCUCGACGAAGGUAGCAGUGGACGACGCUAUCCGUGGCACCAAGGACCGUGUGCUGGUGUUGCGCUUCGGCCGAGCCUCGGAUACUGUAUGCCUGCAGCAGGAUGACAUCCUGGCCAGAUGCGAGCGCGAGCUGUCCAAGAUGGCAAGGAUAUGUCUGGUGGAGGCAGAGCAGGUCCCUAUAUACUGCCAGUACUUUGACAUCACCCUUAUACCCGCCACCAUUUUCUUUGUUAACGGACAGCACAUGAAAGUGGACUAUGGUACACCUGACCACACCAAAUUCAUCGGAGCGUUCCGGACAAAACAAGACUUUAUCGAUCUCGUGGAGGUUAUUUAUCGCGGUGCAAAACAUGGCAAGUCUAUUGUGAACUGUCCAAUCGAGAAGUCGCACAUUCCGCACUACGACCUCCUUUACAAGGACUUCUAG